Diaporthe batatas is the source of this 1290-nucleotide messenger RNA. RefSeq lists its product as uncharacterized. Lineage: Eukaryota; Fungi; Ascomycota; Sordariomycetes; Diaporthales; Diaporthaceae. The transcript is spliced from 2 exons. The coding region runs from base 1 to 1290 and encodes 429 amino acids. The record is from RefSeq and is a predicted model, not a curated record.
AUGGAUCCUUUCGUGUCAAGAGAGUGGUCAGCACCAGCUACCAGCAGUGCUGACAUCGGCUGGGAUCGUAGACCAAGGCGCCGGGCACACGCAUCAGGACACUACCGCCCACCGCAUGGCCAACGCCUACAGCCUGCCUCGCUGGCCGACCAGGCAGCCAGGGUUGCUGCGGCCCAUAUCGAAGAUAUAGACCCUUCCCAUCUCCAUGACCUUUCUCCGAGAGCCUUGCGGGUCCUGCUGGGGCACUUGGACUUCAAUGCCCUAUCUCUGAGCACCUGGAAGACACUGCGGGGGCUUGCACGAGCCGGCCAUGUCGACACCAAGGACGAGCUGGCCUUGCACCAGUUCCUGUGCCAUAUCGAGAUGCCAACGGCUGACCUUUCUGUCUACACGGCUCCUCUUCAAUCUCACAACUUUGCUUUCAUAUCACAUCUGCGCAUCGCAGGCUCCUGCCUGAUCAAAUCUGAGGAGCUACUCUACCUUCCACAAUGGGCCAAGAACCUCGGCUUGUUGGAGUUCAUCGAGCCCUCUCAUGUUGGUGAGCCCUUUCCUCGGCUGAGCGACCGCCUGUUUAAGGCGUGGAGCUUGCAUGAUACUCCGUUCCCCCAGUUGAAAGGAAUCAGGCUCUCUACACACAGCCCCCUUGUUACAAAGCAAUCCCUCCAGUAUUUCACCCAAUUCCCGGCAUUGAUAAUGCUUGACAUUAUGUCUGAGCAGCGAGCCUGGACGCAUUCAAAACCCCUUGCCAGUGCCCUCGGUUGGAUAUACUGCGACUGGGUCGAAGCUGAGCGAUGGGCCCACGAAGAGGACGACCAUGAUAAGGGCAACAUGACACCCGGGAUCGUCAACCAGACUUCUCACAGGGACUGGGUGCGAUUGUCUCUGGGUAUCGACCGGCUUUAUUCCGACCCCCGGGGUGGGAUCGGACAUGGCAACGUUGAAAAUGCUGCAAACAACGGCUUCAAGAUCUACAAUCGAUUGGAGCUGCCAGCCCUGCAAAUGCUACAACAUGCGUAUAUCAUGCCUGAGCCACCCUGGUCCUGUGCCCUGGCUUCGCUGGCUCUUGGCCGAGACGUGCACCUCAUACGCCAAAAACACUACUCGUCCAAGAGGAUCUUCUUCUGGCGAUACUGGCAGGACGGAGUGAAACACCCGCUACCUUCAAAGCCACAGUCUGCCGACUCUGUGGCUGAGCGUCGUGACAGAACCGACGCCGCGGUCAUACGGUCAAGCAAGAAACGCUCGGCUGCCUCCAUCAGCGACGUCCUGUCUCGCUUCGGAGGGGUUUGA